Eutrema salsugineum is the source of this 2328-nucleotide messenger RNA. RefSeq lists its product as uncharacterized. Gene Ontology annotation, molecular function: nucleic acid binding. NCBI's taxonomy places the organism in Eukaryota, Viridiplantae, Streptophyta, Magnoliopsida, Brassicales, Brassicaceae. The transcript has 7 exons. Bases 1 to 2328 code for a protein of 775 amino acids. The record is from RefSeq and is a predicted model, not a curated record.
AUGUUGAAGUUGUUGGAGGAAAUCUUCAUAAAUAGGUUUAAGCAGUCUAUUCAAGAUCAAGUGAUCCGGUACAGACCAGUGGGGAUUGAUGAGUUAGUAGACACCGCGUUGAUCAUAGAGGAGCAGGAGAGUCGUGAUGAGAAGGAAAAGGAGUGGGAGCACCGGGAUCGGUUUAAGCCAACGUUUCAGAGGGUUAAAUCAGCUCCAGCGUUACACUAUAGCUUUCGUUUCUCGGGAUCAAACUCUCACCGAUCACCCGAGAAAAGGAGUUCGGAGGGUAACUAUAAAAGCAGGCCCAAUGUUUCCGAUAAGAAGAAGGGAGAGUGCUGGAAGUGUGGGGAUAAAUGGAGCCCAACGCACAAGUACAAGGGUAAGGAAUUCAAGUACCUGGCGGUCAACGAAGAAGGAGAGAUCGAAGGGGAGCUUGGGAAUGACCUAGAGGAUCAAGAGGAGGACUCGGCUAACGACGAAAUGAAAGAACUCUUGGUGUUGUCCUUGCAGUCUAUGUCAGGGUUGACACCAGGGAGGUCGAUGAGGCUUAAAGGGGUGGUUGCAGGACAAGAGUUGAUCGUGUUUAUCAACUCAGGAGCAACGAGCAAUUUCAUUUCCUCGGAAGUGGCUAAGAGGUGUGGAUUAAAGGUUCAGAAGACGCGAGGGUUCGGAGUCUCCAUCGGCGAUGGACAGAUCAUUCCAAGUGAGGGCAAGUGCAAACGAGUGCCAUUGCAAAUUCAAGAGGUAAACGUUCUCGCUGACUUCUUGAUAUUCGAACUGGGAACUACGGAUUUAGUACUUGGAUAUGCCUGGUUGGAAACUCUGGGGGAGAAAAAGAACAACUGGAAGUGUCAUACUAUGAUCCUAAUGCACGAGGGAAGAUGGGUCAUGCUGGUUGGGGAUCCAUCGUUGGUAAGGUCACAAGUUUCUUUGAACUCGAUUGAGAAGGUAGUGCAGGAUGCGGGAGAGGCGUAUCUGUUAGAUUUUUUCACCUUGUUUGAAGGAGAUGUCAAGGGGGCAACCUGUACACAGGAUACGGAGGUCCUCAAAGUAGUAGAGAAGCAUAAGGGAGUAUUCCAAAUGCCUGCGGAUUUGCCACCACAGCGUAACAGGGAGCAUGCUAUUACCCUAAAAGAAGGUGCAACACCAGUCAACCUGAGACCUUAUCGAUACACCUUCAUACAAAAGGAUGAGAACGAGAAGUUAAUUCGGGAAAUACUACAAGCGCGGAUAAUACAACCGAGUAUUAGUCUCUACUCGAGUCCGGUGUUAUUGGUGCAAAAGAAGGAUGAGGGAUGGCGUUUCUGCAUUGAUUACAGGGUGUUGAACAAGCUUACGAGAGCAACAAUCUUCUCCAAACUGCAUUUGAAGUCGCGGUAUCACCAGAUAAGAGUUCAGAAGGACGAUGUGAAGAAGACGAUCUUCAGGACACACGAGGGACAUUAUGAGUUCCUCGUGAUGCCUUUUGGGCUUACAAACGCCCCAGCCACUUUCCAGUCACACCAGCAAGGAGGAUCACUUGAGGCAUUUAUAGUUGGUUCUGAAGAAGUUGAAGCAGCACCAAUUCUAUGCGAACAAGAAGAAGUGUGCAUUUGGGAAGAAGCAAAUAUCCCUGAGCCGCAGAAUAUCACAGAGCUGAUGGGUUUCUUGGGGCUAACGGGUUACUACCGGCGUUUUGUUCGGGAUUAUGGGAAAAUUGCGAGACCGUUAACUGAGUUACUACAGAAGAAUGAGUUCAAAUGGAGCUCUCACGCGACAGAGGCUUUUCAGCAGUUGAAACAGGCAAUGACUUCUUUGCCUAUUCUGGCAUUGCCGGAUUUCAAGGCGCCUUUUACGGUGGAAACUGAAGCGUCUGCACCUCUUUCGCUUGACAUGGUGGCGUUGAAGGACCAAGUAAGUAGAGAUGCGAUGCUGCAGAAGAUAGUGUCGGGGUUACAGCAAGGUUCCUCACAGGAUUCACGAUACACUCUAAAAGACGGUGUGUUGUACAGAGACAAUUGUGUGGUGUUACCAUCUGGAUCUCCCUUCAUUUCAAUAUUGUUGCAGCAGUUUCAUUCUAGUAGUACUGGGGGUCAUGAAGGGCAGCUGAAGACGUACAAAAGGCUGAGCAAGUUCAGCCACUUCAUCAAACUGUCUCACCCUUUUACUGCGAGGGAUGUGGCGGAGAAGUUCAUCUCUGAAGUGGUGCGCUUACACGGGUUCCCAGAGUCCAUUGUGUCCGAUCGAGAAAAGGUUUUUCUCAGUAAUUUUUGGGUUGCUAUGUUCAAGUCUCAAGGCACGUUCUUGCGCAGGAGCUCAGCCUACCAUCCGGAGACAGAUGAGCAACAGAGGUCAUGA